Molecule: messenger RNA, 1225 nt
Organism: Medicago truncatula (barrel medic)
Lineage: Eukaryota; Viridiplantae; Streptophyta; Magnoliopsida; Fabales; Fabaceae
Product: NADP-dependent D-sorbitol-6-phosphate dehydrogenase
Exons: 6
Coding region: 50-979 (309 amino acids)
Molecular function (GO): aldose-6-phosphate reductase (NADPH) activity
Source: RefSeq, a predicted model, not a curated record
AGCAUUGUCAGUGACGGAGUUGCAGAGGUGAGAAGGAAAGAAAGAAAAAAUGGCAAUCACACUGAACAGCGGAUUCAAGAUGCCAAUCAUUGGACUUGGAGUUUGGCGCAUGGAAGGACAAGCAAUCAAAGACUUAAUUAUCAAUUCCAUAAAAAUCGGUUAUCGUCAUUUUGAUUGUGCUGCUGACUACAAGAACGAAGCAGAAGUUGGAGAAGCACUUAAAGAAGCUUUUGACACUGGACUUGUGAAGAGGGAGGAUCUUUUCAUUACCACCAAGCUUUGGAAUUCUGAUCAUGGACAUGUUGUUGAGGCUUGCAAAGAUAGUCUUAAGAAGCUUCAGUUAGAUUAUCUGGAUUUAUAUCUUGUUCACUUUCCUGUAGCCACUAGGCACACUGGGGUUGGUACUACUGAUAGUGCUUUGGGUGAAGAUGGGGUGCUGGACAUAGAUACAACCAUAUCCCUGGAAACUACCUGGCAUGCGAUGGAAGGCCUUGUUUCAUCGGGCUUGGUUCGCAGCAUAGGAAUCAGCAACUAUGACAUCUUUCUGACUAGAGAUUGCUUAGCAUAUUCCAAGAUAAAGCCUGCUGUAAAUCAGAUUGAAACUCAUCCAUACUUCCAGCGUGAGUCUCUAGUCAAAUUUUGUCAGAAGCAUGGAAUUUGUGUAACAGCCCACACUCCACUUGGAGGUGCUGCAGCAAACAAAGAAUGGUUUGGUACAGAGUCAUGUUUGGAUGAGCAAAUUCUCAAAGGUCUAGCUGAAAAAUACAAAAAGACUGCUGCCCAGAUUUCUCUUCGCUGGGGGAUUCAAAGGAACACUGUUGUCAUUCCUAAAACAUCAAAACUGGAGAGAUUGAAAGAGAACUUCCAGGUAUUUGAUUUUGAGUUGUCUAAAGAGGACAUGGAGCUCAUCAGCAGUAUGGACAGGGAAUAUAGAACUAAUCAACCGGCCAAGUUUUGGGGCAUAGAUCUUUAUGCAUGAGAAUGCCCUUCCUUUCUAAACAUGUAUCAUGGUCAUCCAAAUAUGCUAGAAAACAUCAUGACCUUUCAACUUUGAGACUUGUAUUGACAUUUUGAUUUGGCAUAUGCUAAACUUUUGGGCCAUCCAUUGUAGCUCAUUUGAGUAGAUAUUAUGAACUAUGCUGGUAACGAUAGUAAAAUUAUCUACCCGCUGUUAUCAAAUCUUGUGGACCAAAUGAGGGAGAAUCCAGAAUAUUUUGUUGCUUAA